Molecule: messenger RNA, 4278 nt
Organism: Nycticebus coucang (slow loris)
Lineage: Eukaryota; Metazoa; Chordata; Mammalia; Primates; Lorisidae
Gene: PNMA8B
Product: PNMA family member 8B
Exons: 1
Coding region: 744-2585 (613 amino acids)
Source: RefSeq, a predicted model, not a curated record
GUCCACUGGGAAGGGGGAUUAAAACCCUGACUCAACCCUGUAUUCUCUGGAAGGAUGCCUCUAUCUUCAGAAUGAGGUCGGGUCUCCUUGAGUGAUGUCUGGCCCCUUGUCAAUUUGAUCUUGUUUUUUGCAGAUCAACGAAGAUGAGCUUCCUUCCCAUCGGACUCCUUUAAGAAGGGGUUCUCUGACCACUGUGACGCUGACCAGCCUGAAGUGUUGCUAUGGAGACAGGGUCCAGCGUGGGGGGCGGAGGAGAAGGGUGUGCGAAGGGAGGACUAUGGAGACGCGAUUGCGCAGGCGCAGGCCCGAGAAGCCCUGUCGCAGCGGAACUGCUGAGAUACUAGCCCCGAGCACAGAGCAAGAGGCAGCUCCCCCAACCCCCAAGUUCCUCCAGGUGCUCUCGCUCGGCCCCGCCCCCCUGCACCUGCCCCGGAUGCCGCGUCACUCAGGCCUGCGUUAGGGACAAAGGGAUGGAACAGCUGGGCCUGUCCUGGAGAACAGAAACGUAAGCCCCCCUGUGGGUCCUCUGACAGUCCUGGGGAGGGGUCCUGGGGGAAGGCCACUAUGCCCCGCUAAGCAGCAGGCAGCCAGCCCGAGACCCUCCCCGCCUCCAGCCUUGCCAGAUUCACCUGAACUUGAACUCUCAGACUUCCAGGGUGGCUUCUAGGGUUAUUGGCAAAGUACACUGCAGCCUGCUUCGGGGUCCUUCCAGCCCAGAAAUUAGUACAGAGGGGGGCGGCACCAUGGCCUUGAGCCUUUUGCAGGACUGGUGCAGGGAGCUAAAUGUGGACGUGCACAAAGCCCUGCUGGUCACCGGCAUCCCGGAGGGCCUAGAACAGGUGGACAUUGAAGCAGUCCUGCAGCCAAACUUCCUGCCCCUGGGCACCUUCAAGCUGCGGAACGUGAGGGCCAUGAGAACGGAGAAGGCCAAAGCCGCACUGGUGGAGUUUGUGGAAGACACUAAUCAUGCCACCAUUCCCAGGGAGAUCCCGGGAACCGACGGGGUCUGGAAGGUUCUGUGUAUGGAGCGUGCGCAGGACGCAAGAGUCCUGAGGCAGAUGGAACGUCUGUUGCUGGAUGAAAGGGUCCCUGGGGAAAUGCCUACCCCUGCUGCUUUGGAGACCCAGGCCCAAGGUUCGGGGCAGGCUGGGCGGCCUUCUGGGGCAGCCAGGAAUGCUAGGAGGGGUCGUCGGGGUCGCAGAAACAGAGCCAGAGGCAACAGGUUGACCCGGAAGGGCACAAAGAGGGGUCGGGGAGGGCGUCCGUCCACUUCCGCAGGGAGCGAGUCAGAGGACUCUUCCGACGAGAGCCUGGGAAUUGUGAUCCGGGAGAUCCAGGAGGGAGACUUGAGCGGAGACGAGGAUCAGAGCGCGCUGUACGCGACGCUCCAGGCUGCAGCCAAGGAGCUCAUUAAGAAGUGGGCCCUCCAGAGCACGGAGGAUGAAGAAGAUGGUCCUCGGGAGUUCCUGGCCCUGGUCACCGUGACUGACAAAGCCAAGAAGGAGAAGGUAGUGAAAGAGACCCCUGAGGCUGAGUCUAUCAUCAAAGACAAGGCCGGCGUCCCCGACUUAGUGGCCCUACUGGCAGUGAGAGAUACCUCCGAUGAGGAGCUGCCGACAGACGGCGAGGCUUCAGAGAGUGACUCCCAGGACAAUGAGGACCAAGAAAAAGAGGAGAUGGACAAUCCCGAGUUUGUGGCCAUUGUGGCAUAUACGGACCCCUCGGAUCCCUGGGCCCAGGAAGAGAUGUUGAAAAUCGCUUCUGUGAUUGAGGCGCUGGGCUGGAGCGACGAGAAAGACGAAAAAGAUGCUCUUCCUCAGGUUUUGUCUGUCAUGUCCAAGGACACCUCCGGGACCCGCGUGAAGGUGGAGGCGGCGGGCCGCGAAGUGGACGCCAUGGUUCUGAGGAAGGCCCAAGACGACGGGAACCUUCUGGAAUGCAUUUCUACCUUAGCCAGAGAGGAGGAGCCAGAGAUCUCCUCCAAGGGGAAGAAGGCUCCGCGAGGCCUCCUUGGGGGCUGGGGUGAGGACGGUGAGGAUGAGGGGGGCCUCCUGGAGUUGGUGGCGCUCCUGGCCGCCCAGGACAUGGCCGAGGUGAUGAAGGAGGAGAAACCAAACCCCUGGGAAGGGGAGAGGUACAAAUAUGCCAAAGGCAAACUGGGGGAGGUCUUGGCUCUCCUGGCCGCCCGCGAGAAGGAGUUGGAGGAGGCUUCGGACGAAGCGUCUGAGGAGGAGUCGGAGGAGGCGGAGAGCGCGGAGUCAGAGCCGGAGGACGCGGCGUCCAGGAAGCCCCUGACCAAGAAGGCGCGCACGGCCCCCCGGGGCCCGGCUCAGGCCGGCGCGGCGACGGUCGCCGCCCCCGUCCAGUCCCGAGCUCAGAAAACCCGCGGGGUUGGCCGUGGCCGCGGCGUCACUCCCGAGAAGAAGGCCGGGAGCCGGCCCUCGGCCAAGGAAGACGCGGCGGGAAGCAAGAAGAAGAAAGGGGGCGCGGGUGCCGGGGCCCAGGGCCAGCCGCCCGCCAGCUCCAAGUCCGUGCGCGGAAGGAAGGCUCGUCGGGGUCAGAAGCUGCGCGCCAAAUGCCGCUAAGUGACUCCCAAAAAGGACGUCGCGGCUGCGAGCGGCCGGAGUGACUCCUUCCCUUCCCUCCCCACUCCCGCAGAGGCCAUCUCCCCCUGAACACAGGUGCUGGGCCGGGCCUGGGCGUCCUCUGGGUACAAGAGAUCCUGAUGGAAGAAACCCGACGACGGGAGAAGGAAAAGAGAAACGCGCCAGAGGCAGCGCCUGUGGGGCUGAGACGCUGGCUGGCGACCCGCUGAGUGCGCAUGGCUUUGAGGGCUCCAGUCGCUUCCUGGUGAGUGUGUCAGUGACACCUGGCACCUGAGGAGGUGAGCAGGGCCAGUGAGCUCUUUAUGGCUCUGUGGGGCCCCGAUCGUUCUGGACACUUGCUCCUGGCCAGUGGGUGUUGUCCCCCACCCGGACUGAUUGGGCCCAGGGUCUGUGUGGGGCAGGGGUGUCAGGGUGUAGCUGAGCCCUGAAGGUGGAAGCUUCCUGCCACUGAGAGGAGAUAAUUCCAGAAAGGAAAGCAGGACAGGCAGAGGGUAGCUGGGAGAAGGAGGAGGAAGAGAGGCAAGAGAGAGGAGGGGGAAGUCCUGCAAUGGCAGACCAGGAAUGGGGCAGGGGGGAAGGGCGGCGGAGGAGGAGGAAUCGGAAGACACACCAGCCCUGCCCCUGGAGGGGUCAGCUGAUACAAAUGACCCAGCCCAAGGCCAGGCCCACCUGCCCAUGUCCACACUCAGAUGGCAGUAUUUACCAAAAAUUCUGAUCAUUUGCCUAUGUGUUCAAUUUGGAGUAAUUGACAUAAAAAUCCAGAUUUCUGGGUCCUCUGGGCAGAGUGGACUGUGACCUCUUCCUAUAGGCUGUGUUUUCCCUGGAUCCCCACUUCUCAUGGGUCUGGCCUUGCAGCCCCUGAUUUAAGACAAUGAGGGUCUUGGGUUCACACUCUGUGUGAUUUAAAGGUCAGAGGGGACCCCUGACCUCUGCCCACAUGUGAGGGACAGAGGCUCUCAGGGCCAAUGUACAACUGGUCAGAGGGAGGGAACGUCCCCAUGGAGGAAGCUGCUGCUCUGCCCUGGCAUUUCCCAGAGUAAGCUGGAGGGCCUCAGCACCUGCUGUCCCAAGUGCAGAUGCUUUAGGGUUUGUUUUUUUUUAUGUGUGUGUGUGUGCAUGUGUGUAUGUGUUCAUGUUCAUGCUGUGCCCUGUGCUUCAGUCCUCCCUGCUGAGCUUGAUAUUGUCCCUAAAUAGUGAUCUCCCUUGGACACCUUACCCACACCCUUGGGUCCCUGGGUGGUAUGUGUGUUUCCUUGUCCAUCCCCAGAAGGUGAGGAGCCCAUUCAUUGUGCUAGAAGGGUUCUGCCCUUCCUAUUUCUCAGAAGGCCCAGGGGCCCUGGCUGGGUCCUCACAGCCCAGACUACACUGUCUGAGCCCCAUGUCAGGAACACCCAGGUGCAGAAGCAGGCUGUGGAUGCUUCUCUGUGCUUGGAAGCCUCCCCCAUCCUGGCGGCAGGGUUCUCCCUAAGCUCAUGGAGGAGGAGGGGUGUGCCUGGGACUGGGGAAGAAAACCCUCCCCACUAAGUGUUGUUGGAUGGCGGCCUGGCCCUGGGUCCAGCAGCCUCCGGUAUUGCCUGUGGGUGGGGAGAGCCUGAAUGUCACCUCUCCCCAGAGCAGUCGCAGGCUCCUCUCCUUGUGUACUAUGUCCCCUGCAUCCUCCAAUAAAGUUGAA